AUGGAUGAGGCAGAGAAGGAAAGGCAGAGAAAGAUCAAGGAAAUCUAUCGUUAUGAUGGAAUGUCGAACCAGGUUCUUCGAGUAGAUAGAGAUUUGAUAGAGAACAAGACCGAUAUACAACAUGACGCGGCAAUAUCGCAACCAAAAUCGAUGUCUGGUAAAAUCGAUUUGAAAGAGAUGGGCUCGGCUGUGAGGAAUGCCGAGCUUGAUGAAGAAGAACGUUCUGCUGCUGAAAAAGAAUUUCAAAAACGUUUAAACAGCUCAUCGCAGGAUAAUAGUUUAAGGUCAAGACCAGUAAUACAAAAGAAAUCACUUCUUGAUGAUAUCUCACAGCUGAAUUACUUACCCACAGAUGAUUAUAAUAGCGAUAUAUAUGACCAGAUUGUAUUAAUUUGCUCCCAACUACUCGGAGAUGACAUUCCACAUUCCAUUUUAGCAGAUGCAGCAGAUCUCAUUAUAGUGACGUUGAAAACGGACGAGAACGUCGAGUUGGAAAACAAAAGGUCAAAGAUAGAAGACGCAUUGGGUGUGAAAAUAGAUGACAGUACCUUUAAUCCGUUGUUAAAACUAACAGGUAGUAUAUCGGAUUAUGGAACAGAUAUUAACGGAAGCGCAGUAAAUGGGGAUGAUGUAGAUGAAGAAGGCGAAGAAGAAGAUGAAAAGGAAAAAAAUACGUUACUAGAAGAAGUUGAAGAAGAGGAAGAAGAAGAGGUUGAGAGCGGAGAACACAAUGAUUCAAACGAUAUUAUUUCUGGCAAUUUGCAAAACGAUAUCAUGAAUAACACGGAAACGAUAGACUUAGAGGUUGUUCAAGCAGACCAGGAAGUUGUAACAAUAAACAAUGUGGAUGAAUUUUUCCUACAGCGAAAAUUGAGAGCCCAUUUUAAAAAUCUGGAAGAGACUAAGGUCCAAGAGAUGACUAACAGCAUAUAUUCAGCAUUAUCAAUGCAAAAAGACAAUUCGGACUUAGAGCAAAACCUAUUGGAUAUUUUAGGUUCAAAAGAAAAGGGUUUUGCGCACUUUAUCAUAUCAAACAAGGACACUUUAUACUGGGGUCACAUCUUGAAUACCUCGGAUGGUAACGGUAUCAACAAGGCUUUAGAAGACAUGGAGAAUAAUAAUUUAUCCGAACUUGUCGAAGCUUACAAUAGAGGUUCAAAAACAAAGAAGAGAUCCUUGGACGAAGGAGAAGAGCUUUCUUCAAAAAGAACAAAAAUAAUAAUGGAAGAUAAGAAAAACUUUAUAGACCUUGAAAACUUCGAACUCUCCCAGGAUAUUCAAAAUCUAAGCAAGAUCAAAAUCAAACUACCGGAGAACUCUUUUAAAAGAGUCAAAAAUGGCUAUGAAGAAAUACAUGUUGCUCCACCAGAAAAAGUAGAUGAUGACUUCCCUCUUGUAAAAAUUGAAAGUCUUCCAAAAUGGGCACGAACUGCGUUUCCCAGCUCUGAAACAUCAUCUUUAAACCGUAUACAAUCAGAAGUUUAUCCUACUGCAUUCCAAACUGAUGCUAAUAUUUUGUUAUGUGCUCCAACAGGUGCAGGUAAAACUAAUGUAGCCAUGCUUACCAUUUUACGUGCCAUGUCACACUAUUACAAAGAAGAGAAGAAUACUUUUGAUCUCAAAAGUUUUAAAGUCGUCUAUAUUGCACCAUUAAAGGCAUUGGUACAAGAACAGGUUAGAGAAUUUCAAAGAAGACUUCAUCACUUUGGUAUCAAUGUUGCAGAACUUACCGGUGACUCUAACCUUUCUAAACAACAGAUUGCAGAAACUCAGGUAUUAGUUGCUACUCCAGAAAAGUGGGAUAUUAUCACCAGGAAAUCUACUGAUACAAGUUUUCAUAAGCUAGUCCGUUUGAUUAUAAUUGACGAAGUCCAUCUAUUGCAUGACGAAAGAGGUCCUGUUAUUGAAUCAAUCGUUGCAAGAGUUUUGCGCGACAGGUCUGUUGAUUCACCAGCACGACUUGUGGCGUUAUCAGCCACUUUACCUAAUUAUAUGGACGUGGCAAAAUUCUUAAAGGUUCCUGCUGAGGGUAUGUUUUACUUCGACUCCUCAUUCAGACCAUGUCCAUUAGCGCAGCAAUUUUGCGGAAUAACAGAAAAGAGUAUUUUGAAGAAAAAGAACGCCAUGAACCAGGCUUGCUAUGACAAGGUACUGGAGGCUACAAAAGAAGGUCACCAAGUUAUAGUAUUUGUUCACUCUAGAAAGGAUACUGCAAGAACUGCAAGAUGGUUGCUACAGAAACUUACAGAAGAUGAUAAGCUCUCAGAAUUCUGUAAUCAAGAUAAGGGAUCUGUCGAAAUUCUAAAAACUGAAUCAAAUAAUGUUUCAGAUACAGCACUAGCUGAACUUUUGUGUUCUGGCUUGGGAAUCCACCACGCCGGUUUAUCCAAGGAUGACAGAUCUCUUUCUGAAGAUCUAUUUGCCGAUGGCCUUUUAAAAGUUCUUGUUUCUACUGCAACAUUAGCAUGGGGUGUUAAUCUUCCUGCUCAUACCGUAAUAAUAAAGGGCACAGAAAUAUAUUCACCUGAAAAAGGGGAUUGGACAAUGCUCCCUCCCCAGGAUAUACUUCAAAUGUUAGGUAGAGCUGGUAGACCUAGGUACGAUGUGAAUGGUGAAGGUAUUAUAAUCACAAAUCAGUCAGAUGUCAAAUAUUAUUUGGCGGUAUUGAAUCAACAGCUUCCUAUUGAAUCUCAGAUGAUAAAAAGAGUCAUUGACUGUCUCAAUGCUGAGGUAGUGUUAGGAAAUAUAUCAACGAUAGAAGAGGCUACAGAUUGGUUGAAAUACUCUUAUUUAUCUACAAGAAUGUCACAAUCACCCGAUGUAUACAAUAUAAACGGAAACUCUGAUUCACUAAAGUCUGAUAUAGUGAAAUUUCAGCACAACAUCGUUUAUUCUGCUUUAAAGUUACUUCAGAAGCACAAUCUUUUGCGUCACAAUGAAAUUAAUGGAAACAUAGAAGCAACUGAAUUGGGUAAAAUUGCUUCCCACUUUUACAUCAGUUACUCAUCAAUUGCUAUGUAUAAUCGUGAACUAGGAAAGAAUAGUACUUUGAUUGAUGUUUUGAGAAUAUUUGCAAUGUCUGAAGAAUUCAAGCACAUGUCUGUUCGUUCGGAGGAAAAGCCCGAGUUAGAAAAACUUCUUGACCGUUGCCCAAUCCCAAUCAAAGAAAAGGCAACAGAUCCUUUAGCAAAAUCCAACAUAUUGCUUCAAGUUUAUAUUUCGAAAUUGAAGUUAGAAGGCUUUGCAUUGAACGCAGAUAUGAUAUAUAUAUCUCAAAGUGCAGGAAGACUUUUCAGGGCUCUUUAUGAAAUAUGUUUAAGGAAAGGAUGGCCUCGACUCACAAAAAUGCUCUUAACGAUCUGCAAAUGUAUAGAGAAUAGAAUGUGGCCUACAAACUCUCCUUUCAGACAAUUCAAAAAAUGCCCUACCGAUAUCAUUAAGCGUGCUGAAGCAUCUGGUUUGCCUUGGAUUGAUAUACUUAACAUAAAAACCCCACACGAAGCUGGUGAAGUACUUAGAGCUCCACAAUUCGGAAAAGUCGCCUUUGAUCUCAUCCAACGUUUUCCUAAGAUCGAAAUUAGUUGCAAUAUGCAACCUAUUACCAAUUCUUUAAUUCAGUUUGAACUUGAAAUCAUACCUUCAUGGCUGUGGGAUUUUAGUGUUUCAGGCUCAUUAGAACCCUUCCUCGUUCUUGUUGAAGAUACAGAUGGUGAGGAAAUCCUAUACCAAGAUAACAUACGGGUCACCAAGGAUAAUAUCAACUCAUCAAUUUAUCUAGAGUUUGUCAUAUUCUUGAAAAAGUCAAUGCUACCUCCAAACUACUUUGUAUCCGUGAUUUCUGAGAAAUGGCUAAAUUGCGAGUAUAAAAUCCCGAUUAUUUUUGACACAAUGAAACUUCCCAAACAAUUUCCCGCUCCAUUAUUAUCGAAUGGCACUCCACUAAGAGAAGUGAAAGAUCUCCAAGUAGAUGAAUUCUCUAAUCUCUAUAAGUUUCGAUUUUUCAACCGAAUCCAGAGUAUGGUAUUUGAUACCCUGUAUCAUGAUACCGAAAGUACGUUAAUCUGUGCCCCCAAAGACUCAGGAAAAACAACAAUGAUAGAGUUGGCUUUAUUGAAUCAUUGGAGAAAAGGUAGAGGCCGUGCUCUUUAUAUCUGUCCAUCCAAAGAUAAGGUAGAAGAAUUAACGAAGAAUUGGAAGAAACGAUUCUCGCAUAUAGCAGGAGGGAAAAUUAUCAAUUGCCUAUCAGAAAAUCUUCAGCAGAAUGUUAAAACUCUAGCCCAGUCACAUCUAGUGCUUGCAACCCCUGAGGAAUUCAACUAUAUUUCUCGUAGAUGGCCACAGAGAAAAAAUAUCAAAUCGAUCGAACUAGCAAUAUUCGAUGAUAUUCACGAAAUUGGUAAUGGAAUAAAAGGAGCCAUUUAUGAAAUUGUUAUUACGAGAAUGGUAUUUAUUUCGACACAAUUGGAGCAACAAUUGCGAGUUGUUGCUUUGGGAGCUUCGCUUGCAAAUGCCAAAGAUCUUGGUGAGUGGAUUGGUGUUAAAAAGGCAAAUGUGUUUAACUUUGCAGCUAGAGACAGGCAGAUUCCAUUGAAAGUUGAAAUAGAAACCAGUAACUCUAAUGAGAAUCCAUCUAGUAAUCGCAAAGUUCUCGUUGACAGUAUUAAGACAAUUUCUUCAAGCCCUGUAUCUGAUAUUACUACCACAAUUUUUGUUGCUGAUAGAAACCAAUGUCUAAGUGUAUCUACGGAGUUAAUUAAGAUCUCUACUUCAGCAGCGAUAGAUCUACUCAGAACUGAUAUGGAUAGUAUAUCUGCAUAUCUAAACAGACUACAAGGUUCACAUAUCGCAGCCUUUCUUCAAAAAGGUGUAGGAGUUCUUUACGAAGGAAUGUCAUCAUCUGAUAGAAGAAUCAUCCAGAAACUUCAUGAUUACAACGUACUUUCGCUUUUAGUAUGUAGCAGGCAAUGUUGUGCUGAAGCUCCUGUAUCGAACAAUAUUGUUAUCGCAACCACUAAUUAUUUCGAGGGUAAAGAGAACCGAUACAUCGACUAUUCGAUAAAUUCAAUUCUUGAUAUGGUAGGAGCUUUAAAAGAACCGUCUGACGGAAGCCCUUCUCAUGUCAAGUUAGUAACGACCAGUCAACGGAAAGAUUUCUAUAAAAAGUUUCUGUUAGAGGGAUUACCUAUUGAAAGUUUUGUUCCUUUUCAAAUUGUCGAACUUCUUUCCAGUGAGAUAGCCAAUGAAACUCUUGAAACAAAGCAAGACUGCAUAGAUUUAUUGACAUACACAUACCUUUAUCGAAGAAUCCAUGCCAAUCCAAGCUUUUAUGGAGUUAAGGAAGUAAAUUCAGAAGGUAUCUCUUUGUAUUUGACAGAAUUAGUUGAAGAAGCAGUCAAUCUAAUGAGCGAAUCCGAUCUUCUGACUAUUAAUGAAGUGAAUGAAAAAGCGGAUGAUGUUGAGGAAAAGAUAUAUCCAACUAAUGCAUGCAUAAUUUCAGGAUAUCAUAAUGUGUACUAUGAGUCAAUGUGUCAGUUCAGCAAAAGUGCUUCGGGAUCCUUGCGGCUACGUGAUUUGCUGGAGUUACUAGCUUCCAGUUUUGAAUUUCAAUCUUUACCAAUUAGAGCAAAUGAUAUACCAACAUUAAAAAAAUUAUACGAACUUGCUCCUUUAAAGUUAUCCUCAGAGCUUGACACAAGAUCUACUAAGACGAAGGUUUUCAUUUUAUUACAGGCCUAUUUCUCGGGCUUACGUUUACCUCCUGAUUUGUCAUAUGAUACAACUAAUAUCCUAAAAGUAGCGCCAGCCUUAGCAAGCGCAAUGGUGGACGUUUUAUCUGCCAAUGGGCUCUUGAACGCAACAGUGGCGAUGGAUCUCAGUCAAAUGAUAGUACAGGGUGUCUGGGAUACAGAUUCACCCCUAAAGCAAAUACCAUUUUUCAAUGAAGAGAUAUUACAAAAAUGUAAAGAAUUCGGGGUCCAAACAGUUUAUGAUGUUAUGUCUCUAGAAGAUGAGGAAAGGGAAAAUAUUUUAACUUUGCCAGAGCCUGAAUUGAAUAAGGUGGCUGAAUUUGUGAAUAAUUAUCCAAAUAUAGAAAUAAACUGUGAUUUUGAUAAUACGAAUCCAUUAAAACCUUCCGAAUCUAGGAUCUUGGCAGUUACAGUUACCAGAGAUGAAGAUCCAGAGACUCUUGAUGUCGUAUCAAAAUCAUUACCUUAUAAGAAACCAGAAAGUUGGUGGCUUUUCGUGGGUGAUAAAAAAACGAGUCAUAUAUACAGCAUUAAAAAGGUGACUUUAGGAAAGAUUUCUCAGAAAUUUGAGUUAGAAAUUGAAUUAGAAGAAGUUGGUAGUUAUGAACUUACAUUAUGGUGCGUUUGUGAUUCGUAUUUGGAUGUAGAUAAAGAGCUAUCAUUCAAUGUCACAGUUUCAACUUGA
Messenger RNA from Kluyveromyces marxianus DMKU3-1042, 6432 nucleotides. RefSeq names its product ATP-dependent RNA helicase BRR2 (gene BRR2). Gene Ontology annotation, molecular function: ATP binding; nucleic acid binding. Bases 1 to 6432 code for a protein of 2143 amino acids. NCBI's taxonomy places the organism in Eukaryota, Fungi, Ascomycota, Saccharomycetes, Saccharomycetales, Saccharomycetaceae. Gene Ontology annotation, cellular component: nucleus. The transcript has a single exon. The record is from RefSeq and is a predicted model, not a curated record.